AUGAUUCGUAAGACAAUAAUCCUUCUGAGCCUUGCACUGUGUGUGCUUGGCGAUGGACAUCACGCGGUUUCAGAACAACAUAUAAAGAUAUAUCACAAUGAACAUCACGGGCAUCAUGGGGAGCUAUCACAUAUUGGUUCCCAUAAGCCUGAGCAUCAUGAAGAAUACGCGUGGUCGUAUCCAUCAUAUGAGUUCUCAUACAGUGUGCACGAUCCUCAUACACAUGACAAGAAAGGUCAGAAAGAGUCGAGAGAUGGAGAUGUAGUAAAGGGCGAAUACUGGCUGAUACAACCCGACGGUCGCAAGCGCACCGUCACUUACCACGCGGACAAACAUAGCGGUUUCAACGCUAUCGUCCACUACUCGGACAAACACAAUGACAUCGUUGAACAUCACGGUUUCCACGACUACUCAAAAGAAGAACAUAAGGAAGACAAAAAAGAAGAUAAAAAAGAUAGCAAAGAAGAGAAGAAAAAGGAAAGCAGUGAAAGCAGCGAAAGUAGCGAAAGUAGCGAAAGCAGUGAAAGUAGCGAAAGUAAUGAGAGUAAUGAAAGUGGAGAGGAACAGGGACGUGAUGGUGAGGAGAGCCGAGGUAGACCCACCGGUGUCAUAAGUUGGGGAUACGGCCCCAGCUGGGACCAUGGCAAGGAACUCCAGCUAAAACCAAAUGUUCACGACAGACGGGGUUACAAUAUCCGUGGCUAUUCCCCACGAGACGACCGAGCCCAGGAGGAGAGCAAGCUUAUGGAGGAGCGUCAACGUCUAGCAAGAGGAGCACCAUACAAGAUGCGUUUCAUACUUCUACUGGCGUUAGUAGCAGUGACACUAGCGGAGGAGGUCGCGAAGGAAUCAGACCCAAGCCCAGAGCUUAAACCUGAAGAGUCCGCGCAACCCAUCCGAGUGCACGAAGAUGAACAUCAUGAUCAUUACCAUGACGGCUUAGACCUGAUUCGAAGCCGUGCUGAACGCUUGCACUUGCCUUAUGACGACCAUCAUCAUCAUCACAGCCCUGGACCAAGAGGUCCAGUGAAGGUGGACUACAAAGAAGAUGACCAUUCAAUCCCUGUAGUUCUACGUACAUCUCACGUACACCCAAUCCAUAGUACACCGAACAUCGGACUUCAAAACAAGAUCAUCCAUGACGUGUACAGUCCAGACUACUACCAGCCUACCUGGAUACUUGACUACAGAUACCUCAAGUCGGGCGGUAGGGACUACACUCGAGGACCCGGCGGUCAGAUCCUCAUUCUGCCUAAAGAUGUCAAGAGCAAGGAGCAUAAGGAGUUUCCUGACUACGAUCAUUUGAUCGAACACCUGCGCCUCAGUCGCUUGUCAGAACACUCGAAGUACGGCAAACAUGGUUAUGGAUAUGGCCACGACGAGGGUCACCAUUACGGCUACCAUGAUGAUGGCCAUAGGAACCAUGGCCAUGGCCACGGCCACGCCCACGCCCAUCAUCACAACCCAUGGAGAUCGGAUAUCUACCACUAA
Molecule: messenger RNA, 1491 nt
Organism: Spodoptera exigua (beet armyworm)
Lineage: Eukaryota; Metazoa; Arthropoda; Insecta; Lepidoptera; Noctuidae
Source: the annotation of a GenBank genome assembly